Doryrhamphus excisus (bluestripe pipefish) is the source of this 3754-nucleotide messenger RNA. RefSeq names its product alpha-parvin. Gene Ontology annotation, molecular function: actin binding. Lineage: Eukaryota; Metazoa; Chordata; Actinopteri; Syngnathiformes; Syngnathidae. Gene Ontology annotation, cellular component: cytoplasm; focal adhesion; actin cytoskeleton. The record is from RefSeq and is a predicted model, not a curated record. Gene Ontology annotation, biological process: cilium assembly; establishment or maintenance of cell polarity regulating cell shape; actin cytoskeleton organization.
CUUUCCUGGUGUUGCUCUAAAGGGGCGAGGCUUCUCCCAACUUCGGGAGAAAAGUAUUAGAAUUCCAUAUCCGUUUUAGGGAGUGGACUGUGAUUUUUUUUUCUCCACGUUUUCGUCACUUCCAACUCACUUUCAUUUCCACGUCAACUCGGAAAGUUUUAACGCCACACUGGAGUAAAGUUUUCUCCGACAAUGGCUUCUUCUCCUCAAAAGUCACCGUCUUCUCCCAAAUCCCCGACGACGCCUAAAUCCCCCUCUUCCAGAAAGAAAGAUGACUCUUUCCUGGGAAAACUUGGUGGGACUUUGGCAAGGAGAAAGAAAGCUAAAGAAGUGUCGGAGCUUCAGGAAGAGGGAAUAAAUGCCAUCAACCUUCCUCUCAGUCCCACCUACUAUGAGCUGGACCCUGAGGACACCAUGCUAGAGGAGAACGAGGUGAGGACCAUGGUGGAUCCAAACUCCAAGAACGACCGCAAACUGCAGGAGUUGAUGAAGGUGUUGAUCGACUGGAUAAAUGAUGUUCUUGUUGGAGAGAGGAUCAUCGUGAAGGAUCUGGCUGAAGAUCUAUAUGAUGGACAGGUGCUUCAGAAACUAUUUGAAAAGCUGGAAGGGGAGAAACUCAAUGUGGCAGAGGUGACCCAGUCAGAGAUUGCCCAAAAACAGAAGCUGCAGACAGUUUUAGAACGCAUCAACGACUCCCUCAAACUGUCCACCAGGAACAUACGCUGGAAUGUUGACUCGGUUCACGCAAAGAGCAUCGUCGCCAUUCUGCACCUGCUGGUGGCGUUGUCGCAACACUUCAGAGCACCAAUCAGAUUGCCAGACCAUGUUUCCAUUCACGUAGUCGUGGUCCAGAAAAGAGAGGGCAUCCUCCAAUCCAAACAAAUUCAAGAAGAAAUCACUGGCAACACAGAGGCUUUCUCUGGACGACAUGAGCGCGAUGCUUUCGACACCCUGUUCGACCACGCUCCGGAUAAACUGAAUGUUGUCAAAAAGACGCUGAUCACAUUUGUGAACAAACACUUGAACAAGCUUAACUUGGAGGUGUCGGAAUUGGAAACACAGUUUGCAGACGGUGUUUAUCUGGUGUUACUGAUGGGGCUGCUGGAGGGAUAUUUUGUGCCACUCUACAACUUCUUCCUCACACCUGAAAAUUUCGACCAAAAGGUACAUAAUGUGUCCUUCUCCUUUGAGCUGAUGCAGGAUGGAGGUCUGGAGCGACCAAAGCCAAGGCCAGAGGAUAUAGUGAACUGUGACCUUAAGUCAACCCUGCGUGUCCUCUACAACCUCUUCACCAGGUACAGGAAUGUAGACUGAGGACACAAGUAACAAGAGGGACACUUUUUUUUCCCUUUUUAACCAUGGACCACACUCUAAAGCUUAAAAAUAUAUAUAUAUUUUUUGUCAAAAUUUAUCAGAAUUUGUGCAUUAUACAUCUUAGAGCAUCCUCACACUAGGCCACUUGUGCGGUACGUUUGACUUGUUUGGUCACGAUUCCAUGCACAUCCAUACAAUGACCGCAAUGUGAUCACGCUAUGCAGAUUCUAAACCAACACACUUAAUAAUGCUUACACACCAAAUCCGAGAUGCGCAAACUUUUUGACUUAUGGGCCACAUUGGGUUAAAAAAUUUGGCAGAGGGGCCAGCAAACAGAACAACAUACUUGCUCACGGUGCAACGAAAGGAAAACACUACACAUCCACAUCACAUAAAUCAAUAACUACGUGAGUGAUAAACAGCAACUAAGCAGUAAACAUAACACUUAACUUAAAACUGUUAUUUCGGAAUGCCCACAAGGCAUGCUGGGAACAACACGAUGAACCAUGAACAAUGAAACAACAGUACACUCAGAACUCCUCAUUUUUUUAUUUCUCUGAUGACCUACUCAAGGAAAAUGUUAGGAGAAAGACUACCGCAAGCUACCCAGCAUGCCUUGCGGCAGCACAAAAUAAACGUUUUUUUUAAUGUGGGUAUUUACUGCAUUUGUAUGCCCACAUGUUGCAAUAGGUAGGUUACUUUAUGCGUCAUGUGUUGACGUGUUCUGUUUUUGGAUGAUAUUUUUUUUGUACAAAAAACAACUCAAGCGUGCCCCAAUAGUACAGCAAGUCAUGUUACCUGAAACAGUUUUGAUUGUUAAAGGUUUAGAAAAAAGACACUCGGUGCACCUGAUGUGGCCCACGGGCCGCAGUUUGCUCACCACUGCCCUAAAUUCUAAAUCCAAAAUCACUUUUUUGUGGCCAAGAGACCUGAUACAAUUUAAAAUAUGAGCUAAACACCCUAAGCAAUGAAUAAUUGUCUAUAAAUAUAAAUAUGUCACAUUGUAUUUAUUAUACAUUUUGAUACACAAGUGCCUGCUUUGUUUCUACUUCCAUUACUUAAUAAUGUGAUGAACACACUCCAGGAUUUUAACAGAAAAUAAACUUUGCUUUUACAGUAGUUGAAAUUUGACCAAAGUUCACUUGCAUCGGGGCUUCUUUACUACAAAGCAGUUGCUUAAAACGUCUUUCUGACUGCUUCCAUACCCCCUGAUAGAGCGAUUAUCGACCUGGCAUUUUGACACAUAUCGACAUCUGCCUUGCUUUUAAAUUUGAUGACCGAAGAAGCGGUCUCAUUUUAAAACUGGCUUAUUUUGGCUCUGUCCAUCAGCAAUGAAAGCUGUGCAUGCAUAGUGAAGACGCUCGCUAGAACAGUAUGUAUAUGUUCACAAAUAAUAAUGUAGAUCAGGGGUCACCAACCUUUUUGAGGCCAAGGGGCUACUUUGUGAGCACGGAUAGUAUGAACGGCCACAUGACCUGUUUGAGGUGAACUUCCAAUGUUAAUUAUUUUCCACAAUAAUGGUAACAAAAACAUAUUUUUUUUUAACAAGAAACAUUUAUUUAUGUGCUCAUAUAUUUGAAAGUCAGAGGGAACACCUUUCUGUGAUUUUUUUUCACCUGCUUAGUGAAAAAAAGUCCUUUGUUUGUCCAAUGCUGCCUUUAACAAACGGGCCUUUUUCCGUCCUUAAUGCGCUGCCGGGUGGGUAGCUCGCAUUGAAGCUUUCGUGACAAGUUUUUAAGUGUCUUUCCACAUUGUGCUGCUUUGCUAUAUUGCAACAGUCGUCCCGAAAAUAAGACACAUACAUUUUUCUUUAAAAUACGUAAAGUAAAAUUCUUCCUCCCAAUCACUGUGGAAAAUGUAAGUCCUUUUUUUUGCUUUUCUGUCAUGUUUUUGGGGUCUAAACUGCUCGAGUAAGCUAACUCCUCAUCAUCGCUGCACUAUAUCGAAAAAGCGGUGAGCGGACGCGUGCGCACACAUGAACUUUGACUUGAGGUAAGAGUUUGUUAUAAAAUAUGUUUUAUUUUAUUUUAAUUUUUUUUUAAUAUUUUUUAAUUUUUUUAUAUAUUUUUUAUUUUGUUUUAAUUUUUGAUGUUAUAAGACGAUUAAGAAAAAUACAUUAAUGUAAGCAAUUCUGAUUAAAAAUUUUAAGCACAAAAUAACAAUGAUAAUUUGUGGCCGGUGCUAUUUUUAGAAGAUGCCCGCGGGCACAGCGUUGGUGACCCCUGAUGUAGACAUUUGACUGAGUGCAUGGCCUGAUCAUAAUCUGACCAUCAUUUCAUAUUUCUUAACAUAAUGAUUGAAUUUGUAAUAUACUGUAUGUUAAGCAAAAGAUGGAAUGGGUAAGGUAACUUAUCAAUGCUGUCUAUGAUGUAUCUACUGUAUUUAUGUAUUAAUCUAUGGCAUUUAAUAAAUAGUUUAAUCCACAAAAUAAACAGGUGAG